Molecule: messenger RNA, 3099 nt
Organism: Cavenderia fasciculata
Lineage: Eukaryota; Evosea; Eumycetozoa; Acytosteliales; Cavenderiaceae
Exons: 11
Coding region: 1-3099 (1032 amino acids)
Source: RefSeq, a predicted model, not a curated record
AUGAAACACGGUAUGCAGUUUACGCUCUUGUUUAUCAUUGUGUGCUUUAGUGGUUGUAUUUUUCAGCGUGUUUCAUCUCAGACAUUAUCAACUGAUGAGUCACACAGCACAACACCUAUUUGUAAUACUCCAGUAUCUGGAAUCGUUUGUAGUACUGGUACAGAUGGAUCAAUCCACAUAUCACAAAUUGAUGUAUUGAUUGCACCUUCAUCGAUGGUUGAUUCAGGAUUUCCUUCAGCAUCAUUGACAGAGUUUGAAUUCCCACAACUUACAGUCAUGUCAAUCAGAAUGCAAGGUGUCACCAAAUCAGCAUCCCUGUGUAUUCUAGACAGAAUGAAGACCUUAUUUCAACUUCGAAGAUUAACUCUAGAUCUAGAUCCAACUGUUAUUACAGUACCCACUGAUUUCAUGGUUGACAAACCACAAUUGAACAUAGUGACUCUAAACACACCAAAUCUAGUCAAUGCAACUAGUAUACUAAAAUCACCCCAAAUGGUGUCCAUUGAAAUCUACUCCAAUACUAUGACUGAUUUAAUGAUUGACAGUUCCUAUUAUAGUCCAAAUCUCAGGACUCUUAGACUUAAAGUUAAUUGCAGCAUCCCUCUUCAUUGGGAGAUUAUGCAAUCCUCUUUUCCAGCUCUUUAUAUAUUCUAUUUAAGUGCAGAUAUUUGUACGAGUAAAAUCAUUGUUGAUGUAUAUGCAAAAGUAGCAUAUCUCUCAUCAACUUUACCACUACAAGUAACAGGCGAUAUUAGAAUACAAAUCCAUAGUCCUGAAUCGGUCGUUCAAUUGGUUGAUUCUGGCAAUUUUAUUCAACCAAUUGCAGACUUUACUCCUUUUAAAAAACUUACAACAUUGUAUAUCUUAUAUUUAUUCAAACAUAACAUCAUACCCUAUUACUACCUUUCCCACAACUUUGACACAAUUGUAAGUCGUAGUAUUAGUAGUAGUAGUUUACUAUUUAAAGAGAAGACUUUGGUUCCAACAUGUUCUUUAAUAUUUAACCAACCAAAUAUUUCCACUCCCAAAUGGGCUACCAAAAUUUCAACCUUUCCAAGCAUUCCCGUUCCAGCUACACUAACAAUGUUGGAUAUCUCAAAUAAUCUAAUUACAGGACAACCACCUAGCUAUCUCUUGGACUUGAACCCAUCAAAACUAACCCUGUUAAUUUCAACAAACAUUGGAAUAGUUGGAACGAUUCCACAGAGUUAUUGCUCAUUAAACUAUUUAAAUAUUCAAGGGACAUCGAUUACAUCUAUUCCCGACUGUUUUUGGUGUUACCCUGAUUCAGUAUUAGCUACCGAUCUUUCAAGACCACCUAAUGUACAAUGUGAUAUUCGAUUUGAUAGCUUUACUGUGGUCUCAUUACACUCAUUCUAUAAUAUUACGGGUUCUAAUCUAGGUUGGGGCAUUAAUCUACCUAAUAUUCAAAAUGAAUUUGUUAUACCAAACAAACAACUAUCGUUUGUUCUUGAUCUUAAUAAUGGAAUGAACCAAAAUAUAACGCUUACAUUACAAUCUCAAAACUACACAUUCCUCGUCAAAGAAGCAAGUGUAUUUCUCUAUAGUAUCAAGGUGAUCAGUCAGAGUGUUUAUUCAGUGGAAUUGAAUGCCACAUUUUCCCGUUUAAAUACUCUCCCAGACAUGAUGCCAAAAUUGUUUGUUGGCUCGGUUCCAUGCAUCAUAUUACAAGUCUAUACAGAUAAGAAUGUAAGAUGUGCUACUGUUGAUUCCAUUGCAAAUGAACGGAAUAAUCUUUGGGCCAACAAUUCAUAUUCAUCUUCUGUCGUUUCAUUCAAAAGAGAUACUUUGGUUACGUCAGUCACGAUUGAACCACAAACAUACCCCCCAACCAAUUUAAUUGUACAGGGAUAUUUUGGAAGUUCAUACUCCCAAUCAAGCUUUGUGGCUGUAAGAGUUGGUGACGGCAAUCCUUAUUUCUAUUGCAAUAUCACCUCUUUUAAUAGUACCGUGAUUGAAUGUAAAUUUGAGAAAAUACCACCAUCUGGCCAAGCAUAUUUCGUGAUCAACAUACCCAAUGGAUUCUUUGGGUCAGAUUCACUCGUCUCUCUUCCAUUCCCACCAACACCAAACGAUGAUUGUGAAAGUAAAACUAAAAAUUGUUAUGGUCAUGGCAAAUGUGUUAAUGGUCAAUGUGUUUGUGAUCCAGGUUAUUAUGAUGAUUGUAGAUUACAAACUGAUCCAAAUAUUAUUGUAGAGUCAAAUAAAACAGAUCCAACCUUUUCAUACAAGGAUUAUUCAUUUUCAUUUAGAAUGGUUGCAAUUCAAGAAUUGGAUGUUGAUGAUACUAUUUUAUACCAUUUAGAGACAACUAAAUGGAACUCUAGUGAACAAUCAUAUCAAGAUCACUCGGCUAUUACCUAUCAAUUGGUAUCACACCACAACCAAUCCAGCAGCAGCAGCGAUACUGUCAACUUUUUAAAUACCAAUGUUACAUCGAUUUUUGAAUUCUCAAAUCAAUCGAGAACCGUUCAAUUUGGAGGUGACAAUAUUCAAUUGGCAAGUGGAUCCAUCAAGAUUUCAGUCAAUAUAACCAAUUGGCCGUUCCAGUCGGUACUAUCCAGCCUUCGUGUAUUAUUCUCAACAGUAAUCAACACCAAUCAAUUUAUUGUAGGCUGUGAUGACACUAUGAACGAGGUAGAGGCAUUCCAAAGGUUUUCCGAUGGUGGAUCCAUUCAAUACCUCAGAGUCGUUAAAAACAAUACACAGUUUUUUGGUAGAUUCCUCGAAUAUAGUGUCUCUGAUGGCAGAAAAACAUUUAGUAAGACAGAGCUAUUAAAUGUAACCAAAAAAGAUGACAUUGACUCGGUUGCCAUCAUUGGCAUUGGUCUACCACAAUCUCGACAGGCUAUACUCGAUCCUGAUUUCAGUGCACUCAUAGUCAACAACCAGUUAUAUGGAGAGUGUGGCGAAUCCAACAAUGAUCAUUGGAAACUUAUUGUUGGUGUGGUGGUUGGUGUAGUUGGUGGAGUAUGUCUAGCAACGAUUAUUUACUUUUUUGUUAAAAGUAAUCGAUUCUAUUUCAUUCGAAAAGGAAAUAAGGAAAUAUCAAUGAAACAAAGACAUACUGAAUCAUAA